AUGGCUUGUAUCCUUCAGCCCAGGGAAGGAAGGCAAAAUGUACACAUAGUGACUGGUUUCCUGCUCCAAGAUGUACCUGGCAAGAAUGUCAUCCUCCAAAGAGGCUCCCAGGGACACCCGGACCAACUACCUUAUGUACUGGUCUGGCAAGACAUAGUGGAGUCCCCUCCCCCUUGGGUAAAAGUCUACCUUCCUACCCCAACCAAAGCGUUGAGAGUGCUCACUCUGCAGGAGAAGGGAAUGGAGCCUCCGGAGAGUGAGUCAUCGCAGCCUCGGGAGAAGCCAAACCCCUUCCAUAAGUCUCCAAAGAACCACUUUUACCCCAUUCUCCCUGACUAUAAUGUGGAGGAGAUAAUUUUUCCCCCCUAUACCAGUCAGUUCCCCCAGAACCCUCAGCCCCACCUGCGCCGCAGCCCCAAGCCGCUGCUGCAGAAGCGGUCCCUGGAGCGGCCAGGGAAAGGAGGCAGGAAGGGGAGGCGGACCGACCAGCCACGGGACCGAAGGAGGGUCGCCCGGGUGGCUGGUCCUGGAGUGGGCCCUGCCGACUCCACGGAUGAGUAUAGUCUAUGCUUUCCAGUAGUUAUUGGAAAAUAUUACUGGUAUAAGCAUGAUCAAAAUUAUGUGCUUGCUUCAGGAAGUUCCUGGGGUCAAGUUACUUGCACACAGGAUGGAUGAUCUCCAGCAGUUCUGUGUCUCUGUAGAACAUACUCAAAAUCAGAUCUAAAAUUAAAAAGGGAUUUAUUUUCUGAAUUUUAUUGUAUUUAUUCUUUAAAUAAAGAAACAUCAUGUACAUAUAAACCAGGAUAGGCAACCACUGGUGGAAAGACUUCAGUAUUCAUUAAAUGUAUGCAAAGUGGAUGGUCAACUCAAUUGAUGUCCAUUAAAUUUUGUGAUAUGCCAUUUUGUGAGAAUUCUAGAAUCAAAAGUAAUGGCACAAGGUUUAUGCUCAAUGACAUAUUGGACUAUGAAUGCUGUGAUGGAUAGGAAACCAAAACUGGAAACACCACAGGUUCCAUAGUAUGUGGUGAAGAUGGUUGGUCCCAUUUGCCAUGCUAUCAUUUUACAGAAAAGUUUGGGUCUCUGCCACCUAUUAGUAAUGGGGAUGUCACUUCUUUCCCAUUAAAAGUGUAUCCUCCACAGUCAAAACUUGAGUACCAAUGCCAGUCCUACUAUUAACAUCGGGGUUUUAAAUAUGUAACAUGUAGCAAUGGAAAGUGGUCAGAACCACCAAAAUACAUAGAUAAAUUUUGCUACAUUUUAUCUUUUACACUGACUGAUGAUGCUGACAUUUUGGCUGACCCUGCUGUGAAUCAAACUGCAGUUAUUGUCUCCUAUUUAUAUCCAUGUAUAAUAUCUGAAGAAAUCAUUAAUAAAAAUAACAUACAGUUGGAAGAGAAAAGUGACAAACAAUAUGUAAAAACAGAAAAUACCCUUGAAUUUAUGUGUAAAUUGGGAUACAGUGCAAAUACAUCAAUGCUAUCAUUUCAAGCAGUGUGUCGAGAAGGGAUCAUGGAAUAUCCCCUGUGUGGUUAG
Carlito syrichta (Philippine tarsier) is the source of this 1533-nucleotide messenger RNA. RefSeq names its product complement factor H-related protein 4-like. The record is from RefSeq and is a predicted model, not a curated record. NCBI's taxonomy places the organism in Eukaryota, Metazoa, Chordata, Mammalia, Primates, Tarsiidae. The transcript is spliced from 8 exons.